UGUCCGGUUUUGUACCUGAAACUGCACUCAAGAUGACGUAGUCAAUAACAGCUUAUAAACGUAAACUUGAUUUGUUUACUGUAACAAGGAAUCCCUAUCAGCGCAGCCAAAGUACUUUUAGUAAAACAAUGAAUGAUAUCUAUAACGUAGAUAAUCGCGAUAACGUAUUUUAUAUCUGUAUUUACGUUAUCUCAUGCUCUGCCGUACGACAUAGUCUAAAUUUUACAUACUAUGCGGUUUGAAAACAGCGCAGCAUGUGGUUGUCUACAACGAUUGUUUGAAAUCAAGAAGACUAAAUAGUUGAUAACAGUUUCCGGCAUUCGUCAACGCGAAAGCAUUUCUAACAGCAGAGUGCUUGAAAUAUGAAGCUGGGCUGUUCCUUCUCAGCGAUAUUGUGUUUUCUUUGUUUUGUGGUACAGGUAUCUAUAGCUUCAUAUGAUGCCAGUGUAACGGAAUCACAUGCAUAUGAUGCAGGACACAGUGAAACUUCGGAAUCAAGCAGUGUCGAAAGCGAGGAUCCCACAGAAGAAGACACUUUUGCAGCUCCUCCAAGUACAGUUUCACUUAGACAGAAUGAGAUUAGUGACACUGAAAUGCCAAUCCAAUUAUCAACAACCAUAUUACCUUCUGACGAUACAAAUUAUGUUACACGGUUAUAUUUUAAAGAUGGUACUACAACAGAUUUGGAUUCUACCAUACAAAGUAGUACGGAAGUUAUGGGAAAUACCAUAGAAGCUAUGGGGACUACCCAAGAUAGUGACACGACGGAGCGUACCACCACAGAAAGCUUUACAAAUGGUACCACAGAUACCGUCAGUACUACUGAUCUACCAUUUUGCCCAAUUGAUCUAGAGCCGGAAGUAGUUAGCAUUGACGCUACUAACAUAUCAUUGCGUUGGCUACCGCUUCGAGAUGAACAAGCAACUUACCUCGUCUACCUUCAAGGAAUUGGUCCCGCAUAUGAUGUACCUCCGUAUUGUAUUCCGGCUAAGGAUGAAAGGCAGUAUAAUAUUUCCGAAAAUACCUUCACGUGUAGCCAUACCUUCUCCAGCUAUAAGUACAACAUUUCUGUUACUACCACCACUAGAUGUGGAACGCCAGCAGGAGGAUACGUCACUGAAACUACGUCUCCAAUGGCCCCUGAAGCAGUUGAAAAUUUGAAUGCUCUCAUGGAAGACAAUGGUACAACUACUUUAUCCUGGAGGCUACCGUGCAGUCUAAAUGGCGUUCCUUGGCAUUUCAAACUCAGUAUCCACGGACAUUAUAGCCUAAAUGAUUCCCUAGAGGAAGACCGGUCAAAAAUACUGGUUGUUAACAAAAAUAUGAGUAUGUACAAUAUCUCACUAGAUCUGCGGCUGGCAUUCCAUUACACAACCAAUCUGUCACUAGUUGUUCAAGACGGUACAGAAGGCAUAGAGGGAUCAAUCUCACAAAUUUCCUUUACCACUCCAGAUGAUGUACCAGGAAAACCUAUAUUCGAUAGAACCGACACGAGCGAUAGGUCCAUAACUGUAACAUGGAAAGCACCAACCGAACCUACUGGAGCGAUACAGGGUUACGAACUAACAAUCCUUCCCAAAAGUCCACUUUACCCUAAAUGGCGGGAUUGCUAUUAUGACUAUGAAUCUAGGACUGUAGUUCUAUCUGCUAAUGAUACCAGAUACAUUUUCACGGAAGCCUUCCCAUACUAUGAAUACCAUUUAGUGUUGAGGGCAUAUUCAACGACUGGCUAUGGAGACUAUGUUUAUCUAACAGCAAAUACCAAACCAUCUGCUCCAGAUGAUAUUCAAGACGUCAACGUUACGGUCAUACCACCCACACAAGUAGACUAUAAUGGAAAUGCGAAGAUACACUUUAAGUCUUGUUAUCCAAACGGAAACCUAACUGUACGCUACCUUACAAUAUCUCGCACUUGGCCACACGAUGAUGACAUGAAUCAAACUCACAUCAUUGACGAUGACCCGUACGACCUUAAUUUGCAACCUGGAUAUCACUACAGGUUCAUGAUCACAGUUGAGAAUGAACUCUCCAGCAAAAGUACCACUUGGUACACUUUCGAAGCUUUCUGCGGAAUCCCAGUAGUGUCCAACAGUAUGGUUGUUGUAAGAGAGCGUAGUACUGAAGCAGAAGUGACCUUAAUAAAGGGAUACUUGAACGAAUCUAAUGGCGAAAUAUUGUAUAUUUCAUUAAUCUUGUCCGACGAAAAUGUCACUGGUGGAUACUUUAGCCAAUGGGAUGGAACACAUUGGCCCGCUGUAGAAAAUCCUGGGGUUAGUAUGUACUACCAAAUAACUAACGAUGGAUGGAAUCCCUUUCUAGGUAUGUAAGAAUUAUUCUUCCUGCUCUGUAGCUUGUUUCCACAUUGCAUUUCAGUAAAGUUAGGGAACUAGUAUCAACAAAACUCAUUUAUUUGCCAUGGCAAAGAACAAUUAAAUGAGCUUAAUUCCAGCAAUUCGCAUCGGCACCAAUUGGCUUCUUGAAUAAGACUUACUGCUGGAAAUUAUUUAUCUAUCCGUCCAUCAGGCUCGUGUUUCAUAGUUUCUAUAGUGUGUUGGUUAAUGAUAGAUUUUUUAUAAGUGCUGCUUUAUACUAGCAAUAUGCUAAUAAAUUGCCAGUGUGGAAAGUUCUAGGGACAAGCGAAGCCAGAUUUACAAUCGGAUCGGGAGAUAAUGUGCACAAUAAGCCACUGGUGCCAGGAAAGGAGUACUUUUUGAUCGUGAGACUAUUUACAGCCGAUUUUUACAGAAAUUGUGAAGUCGUACGUUUUAGGACAGUUGCAGGUUAUGGUCUAGCAAGUGGAAUAAUAAUUGGAAUAGUUGUUGGUGUUUCUCUUGCAAUAUCAAUGUUUGCAGUGAUAUAUUUCAUCAUGAAGAAGAAAGUUACAAAUUCGAGUAUAGAUCGUCCCUACACUCGUAUAUUUUCACGAAAAGCUAGAAACCAGGUUAUGAAAUCUUUCAGAGAUGUGUUUGGAAGGCAAUUUGGAACAUUCGUUUCGGCUUCAGAUCGAAGUUUGCCAGGAAUUACUACAAGUACGUCCCACACAAAAAGAGAACCCAAGAAAGAAGAUAUGCAGAAAAGAUUCAUCGAGGAAUGCAAGGCCUUAGAAGAAGAUCCCGACAGACUUACUACUCAGUUUGAGGCUAUUACCAGAAGAGGAAAGGAGAUCGUUGCUGAGCAAACGACAUCGUUCGCUAGAUUAUCUGAAAACUGGAGAAAGAACAGAUAUGUAAACAUUUUGCCAUACGAUGACGCAAGGGUAAAACUGUUGAUAGAUGAGGACGAUGAAAUUGGCUCCGACUACAUAAAUGCCUCGUACAUUAAGGGAUACACAGGGAAACAUGAAUAUAUUGCUACUCAAGGUCCCUUGCCUACAACAUGUCGAGAUUUUUGGAAAAUGGUGUUGCAAGAAAACGUCAACGUAAUAGUUAUGGUUUCACAGUUCAUUGCAAACAAGAAAGAGAAGUGUUUCAAGUAUUUUCCAGAGAAGGGUAAACUAAUGAUUAUUGGUGAAGACAUGGAAGUAGCGUGUACGAUUGAGCUCAAUUUUGGUACAUAUUGUAUUAGAUCAAUACAGGUCAGGAAGGAUAACGUACAGAAAACAGUAACACACAUGCAGUUCCUGGAAUGGCCUGACUUUGGCGUACCGCUUGGUACAGAGCAUAUGUUGCAGUUUUGUUAUCAAGUAAGACAGCGGGUCGACCAAGAAGGGGGGCCUGUCAUUGUACAUUGCAGUGCUGGUGUGGGUAGAACAGGAACUUUCAUCGCCACAGAUAUUCUACUGCAGAAGGCUAACGAUGGAAAACAAAUAGACGUGUUUGAAACGGUGAUGGAGCUCAGGGAGCAGAGGACUCUUAUGGUACAGACCGAGGAGCAGUAUAGAUAUAUCUAUAAGUUGAUACGAGAUCAUCUGGAAAGGCCACCUAAUUCUGAAAUGGUGGAAAACAGUGAGCACAUCUAUGAAAAUAUACCUGUGAUACAAGAUAAAACAAUUGCUGAGAGUCAGUUCUGAUCGUUCUUAGCAUCUCUAGAUAGUAUAGAUUAAUAUAACAAUUUGGGUUUUGUACAAACGACAAUAAAGUAAACAUAGACAAUAAAUUAAUGUAAUGAAUAA
Acanthoscelides obtectus is the source of this 4111-nucleotide messenger RNA. The record is from the annotation of a GenBank genome assembly. NCBI's taxonomy places the organism in Eukaryota, Metazoa, Arthropoda, Insecta, Coleoptera, Chrysomelidae.